Penicillium daleae is the source of this 2514-nucleotide messenger RNA. RefSeq lists its product as uncharacterized. The transcript is spliced from 2 exons. Lineage: Eukaryota; Fungi; Ascomycota; Eurotiomycetes; Eurotiales; Aspergillaceae. The record is from RefSeq and is a predicted model, not a curated record. Bases 1 to 2514 code for a protein of 837 amino acids.
AUGGCGGAUGCAAGCUUGGAUAGGGCUGAUCGGCCAGCCUCCGAUCAGGCGUUGUCGUCAGAUGAGGAGGACCUUGUUUCAAGCCAAAACACACCGUCGGCAGAACCUGAGGCUCGCACUGCAAAAAGCCUCUCUUCCGCACUUGGAAAGCUACAACUUGACACCCCGCCAAACCCGAAUCAGGCCCACCACAGCGCGACUCGGACUUGUACACCUGGCACUGAUGCUUCGAUUCUCGAGACCUCGAUGUCGAAGCCUGAGAAGAAGAAGAUGGAGCUACUAGACUUGCCUCUGGAUGUGUUGAAGGAGAUCGUCAAAGAGGUGACACACACGAACGACCUCACUUCCCUCGCACUAACAUGCUCUGCCCUCCACAACCUCACCAUCCCACACAUGUACUCUCGCUUUGAUAUUGUCUGGCCUGAGUCGCUGAACCCUUCGACUGAAGACUACUCCGGGGUGGAUGCUCUGUCCUACGGAUUGUCCACACUGGUGAUGGGUGAGGAUGUAUUCCAUCAGAUACCGCCGCCGAGAUCCAAUCAAUUCUCACAAGUUUGCGCGCAUUGUGGACAUGGCGAGUCGCAGGCUGUCGCUCCCGGGUUCCAGUCGCGACGAGGAAACUACUAUGCCCAAUACACCCGCACGUUCUCGAUCGGCAAUGGCCCGUUGAGCUGGGUCCAGGAAUACUCCGUGAAUAGGGAGGUGGGCAAGAUGCUAGGAACGCUCGUGGCUUUGGCAGUAGCUCGGAUGGUCAAUCUGGAGGCAUUCAUCUGGGACAUGCCGACGGGUGUAGUCCGUGAGAUCUGGCUUGCUCUUGCAUCACUAGCCAACCGGCCGGGUCAUGAGUGUCGGCUGGAGCGUGUUUGGGUGCGCUGGCAUGACAAUUCGGAGCAUUUAAUACGCCCCAAUACUUCGCUCUUGUCGGGGCUACUCAGUUCCUUGAAGAACACCCAUAUCGAGCACCCUUCGCUAUCAGUGUUGCCGCCGCUCAAGAGUGUAACAGUUCUCGACAUAGAUGAAUCGGCUUAUGUGGAUGAGCUUGCAACCCUCAUUGAGCGGUCUCGUCAUCGCUUGAUUGAAUUGCGGGUUGGGAUCUCUUCAAAAGCCAGUAUGCUAUCCUGGGUUCGGUGCGCUAAGGACAACGAUGUCUCCUUCAACUCUCCGAAGUUGUGGCCUAGGGUUGGCGGUGUGCUUAGUAUUUUGUCUAAGCGUGAUGGACCCGCCCAGCAAGAGGACGCCUCUACAGACUCCACCGUUGAAGAGUCGGUGCCUUCGGAACCUACUACGUAUGUUCCGUCGAUGGAGCAAUCUAACGAAGGGGAAUCUGAAGCUCCACAAAGGAUGAAAUUGAGUGAAACACAGCCGUCUUCAGUGCCCGCCAAUGAAAAUGGACCUCUAUCGUCCGCAGGCGUUCCCAAGUCCACUAACAAGACUUGUGUGCCAUUCUAUGGCACUCAUACGAAUAGUGAUAAACUCAAUCUCCAGGUCCUUGAGUUGGAGCGAAUCCCCUUACAUAUGCCAACUCUUCUACCAACCAUCGAGUGGACCCGGCUCACUACUCUUACCUUGAUGGCAUGUACGGACCAUGAGAAUCUCUGGAGAGCCUUGCGCCGAAAAUAUGCUCCUCCGCCUGUACCAGCUAACAAGCAACACAAAGGCGAUCGUCGCCAAAGCCUUGAUGCCACAGAUUACUCCCUCAACCUCAAGCAUUUACGGACGGAUACCGUUUCCCCUUAUCUGAUGCUGUUCAUCAAGGAGGCCAUUGCUCCUAAUACCCUAGAGAGCGUGUACUUGCACGAAGCACCUGACUACGAUUCAUCCGUCCCCAUCGAUGCCAUCUACAAGCACAUACUCCGCAGGCACCGGCUGAGUCUACGAAAGGUCCUAAUUGAUGCAUCUGAGCGAUUCAUCACCGCCCCCGACAUCACAACCAAUCGGUGGCAGAAGUGGAUAUUCAACCACGAGAUGAUCUCGUUCGUCACAGGUGGUCGCAUGCCGCAGUUACGGGAAUUAGGAAUGGCAAUGGACCACCGCAACUGGCAUCAUUUCCUCCAACGACUCCCUAAUAUGCCACGACUGUACGCUCUCUACCUAACACACAUCGGCAAUACCGUCCAGCGGGAUCUGAAAGAGCUCGCUCUUCAAGUGCUAGACAUCGUCAGCAUACGCCCAGACCUGAAAAUCACCUACAUCGGUCUACAAGCAAAAUGCUAUCAGAUCUUGGAGGGAGGUCGCGACGGAAGCGAGCCGGAGUUUGACGAGUCGCAUGCAGCGGAUCACCAUUCAAAUGCAGACGAAGACGGCAUCUCCGAAGAUGACUCGAUGGGCCCAACGGGCGAUGAUCACGACUUCCACGCACCAGAUGACUCGGAUCGCCUAUCCAGCGAUCUCUCUGACGGGUAUGACUCCGAGCAGGAGGACGAGAGCGUAUCGCGAGUGCGGUUCCGUCUGCAAGAGAUUCUCUUUUACGAUGACAAGAUAUCUAUUUUCAAGACUCGGCAUGGGGUGAUUUGA